This is a messenger RNA of Conger conger (European conger), 1181 nucleotides long. RefSeq names its product LIM/homeobox protein Lhx2-like. Bases 27 to 1181 code for a protein of 384 amino acids. Gene Ontology annotation, biological process: regulation of transcription by RNA polymerase II; neuron differentiation. The transcript is spliced from 5 exons. Gene Ontology annotation, molecular function: DNA-binding transcription factor activity, RNA polymerase II-specific; RNA polymerase II transcription regulatory region sequence-specific DNA binding. NCBI's taxonomy places the organism in Eukaryota, Metazoa, Chordata, Actinopteri, Anguilliformes, Congridae. Gene Ontology annotation, cellular component: nucleus. The record is from RefSeq and is a predicted model, not a curated record.
GCGAUUUCUACCCUUCCCUCACAAGGAUGCUUUUCCACGGCCUCUCUGGAGGCGAGGUGCGGAUAUUCAUUGACGCAAUUGACCGGAGAGAAAAGAACGAAUCAACCACGAUCAGCACUAUAAACAUGGGGAAAACAGACGCGGACGCGAUCAUGUGCAGCGGUGACGGCGCCUUUCCGUGCGCCGGCUGUGGGGGACAGAUCACAGACCGUUACUACCUGCUCGCGGUGGACAAACAGUGGCACAUGCGCUGUCUGAAGUGCUGUGAGUGCAAGCUCAACCUGGCGUCCGAGCUCAGCUGUUUCAGUAAAAACGGCAGCAUUUUUUGCAAGGAAGACUAUUAUAGGCGUUUCUCUGUACAGCGGUGCGGCAGGUGCCAAUUCGGCAUUUCGGCGUCGGAGAUGGUGAUGCGUGCGAAGGAUUUGGUGUACCACUUGAACUGCUUCACCUGCACGACCUGCAACAAAAUACUGACCACCGGAGAUCAUUUCGGGAUGAAAGACGGUCUGGUCUACUGCCGACUUCAUUUUCAGACACUCGUAGAGGAGAGAAACUACUCGUGUUUCAUUCACGAGGAUGAAGUGAAAUGCAACGGAGAGGCAUUCGGUUCGCUAGGACUGGGCUACUGCAGCAGCAUGAGUAGCGCACAAAGGGGGAGGAAAAGAAGAAACACUGGACGAGGAACGGACCCGGCAUCUUACAAAGCAGCAGUCACCUGUAGUGAGAUGGACAGAGACUCCUCCCACAAGUCCAAGCGCAUGAGGACCUCCUUUAAGCAUCACCAGCUGCGGACCAUGAAGUCCUACUUCGCCAUCAACCACAACCCCGACGCCAAGGACCUGAAGCAGCUGUCCCAGAAAACAGGCCUGACCAAGCGAGUGCUGCAGGUUUGGUUUCAGAACGCCCGGGCCAAAUUUCGGCGGGGCCUCCUGCGUAGCGCGGGGACCGAAAAGGCGUCGGAUGGCUCCACGCUGCCGGGGGGGUCCCCCUCUGGCCCAUGCUCUGAGGCCUCCAACGUCUCGCUGAGCCCCUGCAGCACCCCCCUGGCUACCCUCAUGGACCUGUCCGACCCCUCUCUGUCCAGGGUCACCUCCACCCCGGGGGGGCCGGACCUGGAGGAUUCCAGGAGCCCCCUGCUGCCCAGCCUGACCCCCUGUACCCCCUCUUCCUUUGGAUUUUAA